AGCUUCACCAAAACCAACCUCACCAGCUUUAGUUGAGUGCUCAAGGAGAUGGCAACCCAACGUCUUUCGCAGAUUUCUGGGCACCUCACAAACAGCUACCCGAGAGGCUUGCUGAAGGACGAGGUUGCUAUCAUUACUGGUGCUGGCCAGGGUAUCGGGCGUUGCGCUGCCCUCCUCUUUGCAAAGGAGGGAGCGAAGGUUGUCGUUGCUGAUCUCGAGGAGAAGAAGGCCCAGGAGGUCGUAGAUGAGAUCAAGGCGCAAGGCGGUGAGGCUAUUGCUAUCGGCGGUGAUGUCGCUGCAGACGAUUUCCCGCAACGUGUCCUGGAUGCGACUAUCAAGAAGUAUGGCAAGCUUAACCACAUAGUCAACAACGCGGGCUUCACUUUCGACCGGAUGCUUCACACAACUCCAGAUGAUGCCUGGGACGUAAUCCAGAAGGUCCACGUCCGCGCGCCGUUCCGCCUCAUUCGUGCUGCCGCCCCAUACAUGCGCAUAAAGGGAGAUAAUCGGGAGAAUCGCUCGAUUAUCAGCGUCUCUUCAACAACAGGCCUGCACGGAAAUGUCGGCCAGGCGAACUAUGCAGCAGCCAAGUCUGCUGUCAUCGGAUUCACCAAAACGAUAUGCAAGGAGUGGGGUCCCUUCGGCGUGCGGGCAAACACCGUGGCAUACGGCUAUGUCCUGACACGUCUCACCCAGGCGAAAGAGGCCGGUGCGACCAUUGAGAUAGACGGCAAGAAGGUCGCGCUUGGCAUUCCUGGUGGACAUUCAUCUGUUACAAACACCAAGCAACAGGGUGGUGGCUCAAGUGCACAGCCGGGCAUCCCGCUUGGUCGCGGAGCUACUCCUGAUGAAGCAGCCGCAGCAAUGCUCUUCUUGGCCUCGCCGCUAGCAUCAUUCGUCUCGGGGCACACCUUGGAGGUCACCGGAGGUGCUGGUAUUUAAAAAGACUACUUCAUGGUGUUUGUGCAGUCUUCAGUAGCUUUGCACACUGCGAGUCAGCAUAUUUAUAGUAUGCGACCUGCUGUUAUAAAACGGUGGCUAGACUCAACGCUUGGGUUGUGUAUGUGGC
Phanerochaete carnosa HHB-10118-sp is the source of this 1069-nucleotide messenger RNA. RefSeq lists its product as uncharacterized. Lineage: Eukaryota; Fungi; Basidiomycota; Agaricomycetes; Polyporales; Phanerochaetaceae. The record is from RefSeq and is a predicted model, not a curated record. The transcript has 6 exons. Bases 49 to 942 code for a protein of 297 amino acids. Gene Ontology annotation, molecular function: oxidoreductase activity, acting on the CH-OH group of donors, NAD or NADP as acceptor.